AACCUAACCGUUCGCCGUUUGUCGUUUGUUGCCUGUGCGGUGCGGUAUCUACGGUGCCAGUGUUCCGGGGAGUUACGUGCCGUCUCUUGGACCGACGGAGUUUGGAGAAGUGCUGCGCAGUUGGUGGGCGACGCUGUCGGAGGCGCGCGAGGGGAUGUUCCGGGCGGGCAGGAAGCAGCUGGGCAAACGGCAAACGGCGAACGGUAACAUUAAUGGGGCUUCGAAGAAACUUCGAACCGAUCAGCGAGUACCAAACUUUGAGGAUACGGCAGCAGGAAAGGAAGCUGACCAGGGCGUACCGGAUCCGAAAGGGAUGCCGGACGACGGCACGGCCGGUGGUUAUUCAGUGCUAACACACGAACGCCGCGUCGUACGUGGCCAGACCGGGAAGAAGUUUCUUGAUUGUGAAAUUCCCCGCUUCGGAACGCUGGUCGAGCGUACACGCUGCCGAUCGGCGGGUGACUACAUUAUUGGCCACGAGCUCGGCACGAGUCCCGGCGUUCCGCAGGUCCAGUACCUGGCGCGAAAGGCAGGAACCGACGAGUACUAUCUGUUGAAGAUUCUUAGCUUCGAUCCGGGCUCGGAAGUGGUCCACAAGGAGGUGAUCCAGGCGAAGAUACUGCAUCACAACGAGUACACGCUCCUGUCGAUGUUGGCCGAUCUCGAUGGGGUCAUCAACGAGCGCGGUUUCUUCAGCGAUUACGCGUUCGAGGAGCGAGAACAGGAACAACCGGACGGUUCAUGGGUGACCAUUUACACGGGACGGGUCCGCCGUCGGCUCACGCUGGUCCUGGACUGUGUGCACGCGCACGAGUUUUGCGACCGUUCGGGCGACUUCGUUACGCUGCAGAACUACAUUCCGACCGUCCGGGGCCACGAGUUCGAAGGUCUGCAGAUCUUCUACGAAGUGGGUGUUCUGGUCAACCCGGAACUUAGUUUCCGCAGUUUGCCGUGA
Messenger RNA from Anopheles cruzii, 955 nucleotides. Its product is annotated as serine/threonine-protein kinase 40-like. The transcript is spliced from 3 exons. The record is from RefSeq and is a predicted model, not a curated record. Bases 155 to 955 code for a protein of 266 amino acids. Lineage: Eukaryota; Metazoa; Arthropoda; Insecta; Diptera; Culicidae.